AUGGCAAGGUCCGACGAGGCGCAAGCCUUUUUCGACGCUGUCUAUGCUGCCAUCCAGGAGAUUCCGUAUGGGCGAGUGACUACCUACGGCCACAUCGCUGCUCUCAUUGGCACCCGCAUCGGACGCCUAACCGCUCAUACCCCAAAGAACAGAUCUCAUCCAUCCGGAGCUCGCAACCAAGCAGCCGCCCUCCAGGCCGAAGGAGUUGAGGUCACAACCUCCGCUCUCGGCGAGCAUUGCGUAGAUCUUGCGAAAUAUGGCUGGUUUCCUUCUGAGCUCCCGUCAGAGAGCGCAGCUGCGAACACGGUCCAGGAGGCCUCGGAAGAAGUCAACAAUCAAGAUGAUGCCGAGAAGCAAGACUUAGAUGAUGAUGAUGACGAUGAUGACGACGACGACGACGACGACGACGACGAGACAGCUGAAAAUUCGAGGGCAUUUCAUACUGCCAAGGUAGUUCGGGAUGCUUUGGCGAUAGAGGGUAGUCACCCCGUCUCCGAGGUUGUCCGAUCGGAGCAUCUUCGAGAGAAGCAUUUCGGCUCUCUGGAGGGCGUCAAGUUUGGUAAACUAGGCCCCUAUGCCUCCAGCCAGAAGCCGGAGGAUACUCCAGAGUCCUCCGACUCGAUGAUGAUCCGGGCGAACUCGUUCGUCGUCUCUCACCUUCUUCCCGUCAUUCAGCAGUUUCGCAGUGGCAUUAGCGGGCCCCGUGUUGAGACAGUCAUUAUUGUCUCGCACGGCAUCUUGCUCAACCACUUGACGAGGGCAUUGCUGGGGACGUUUCAGUCACAAGGACGGCCUAUCCUAGGUCUCACCAUCAACCAUGGCCCAGGAGAAGCACAUUUGCAUCUGCCCUGGCGCAAUACAGGGUAUUGCGAGUGCUUGAUUGACCUGGAAGAUGCUUCAGUUCUGAGCCUCACCGAGUUCGACACGGCGGCGGUUCUAGCUGACAUGAAGCUAACCAUACAGGCUAUCAACCGGACCGAACACCUAGUCGGCCUGAAGAGGACUAGGGGCGGUAUCGGCAGUGCUCAGUUUGACACGAGCCAGAAAACUCUUGAUUCGUUCUUGGCGAAGACUUGA
This is a messenger RNA of Scedosporium apiospermum, 1077 nucleotides long. RefSeq lists its product as uncharacterized. The record is from RefSeq and is a predicted model, not a curated record. The transcript has 3 exons. Gene Ontology annotation, molecular function: catalytic activity. The coding region runs from base 1 to 1077 and encodes 358 amino acids. NCBI's taxonomy places the organism in Eukaryota, Fungi, Ascomycota, Sordariomycetes, Microascales, Microascaceae. Gene Ontology annotation, biological process: DNA repair.